AUGGUAGCCACUGUUACCGACGACACAGACCUCAAUGGAAUGCGCGCCGCAGGGCGUGCUGCAGCCAGCGUGUUAGAAAUGAUUGGCCCACAUGUUGUACCCGGCGUGACCACCGACGCGCUCAACACCCUGUGCCAUGACUAUAUUGUCGACCAGUUGGGCUGUAUCCCUGCGCCGUUGAACUAUGGGGGUGGCGGCGGACAGAUGCCCUUCCCCAAGUCGAUCUGUACCUCUGUGAACCACGUGGUCUGCCAUGGCAUUCCCACCGAGAGCAAGAUAUUAAAGAACGGCGAUGCGCUGAACAUAGAUAUCACCGUGAUCAAAGACGGCUACCACGGUGAUACCAGCAAGAUGUUCUGUAUCGGCGAACCGUCAGUGCUGGCCAAGCGGCUGAUCAAAGUCACCCAGGAGUGCCUUUAUAAGGGUAUCGAAGCUGUAAAAGCGGGCGCGCAUCUGGGUGACAUCGGCCACGCCAUCCAGCAACAUGCCGAACGCAAUCGAUUCAGCGUUGUACGUGAGUUCUGUGGCCACGGGAUCGGCAAGGUAUUUCAUGAUGCGCCCCAGGUACUCCACUACGGACGUCCCGGGUCUGGUAUGCGCCUGGAAGAAGGAAUGACGUUUACCAUCGAACCCAUGAUCAACGCGGGCAAGCGUCACAUUAAAAUCUUACCCGAUCAAUGGACCGCAGCGCUCGAGAGCCGACAACAACUCAAUGCGCUGCAGGAUGGUCUUGCGGCGAGAUUCUGGCAAAACGAACCCAUAGAAACGUUGCUGCUCGAAAUGAGCAACGGCAUCGACGACAUCCUGCGAGACCUGUUUGCAACGCAUCUGGGCGACACUAAACAGGUUGCCUUGUACGCGGUGGGUGGCUACGGGCGCCAGGAGGUCCAUCCCGGUUCUGACAUCGACAUUCUUGUGCUUGCCAGCAAACCACAGAAGUACCAGCGAAAGAUCGAGCUGUUCCUGCAGUCUGUAUUCGACCUCAAUGUCGAAGUUGGCCACAGUGUGCGCGACAUCAAAUCCUGCAAGGUGCAGGCCAAGCAGGAUAUUACCGUCGCCACCGCGUUGUUUGAACGACGUUUCAUUACCGGUGACACUUCACUCACCAGCGGCCUGGACAAGGCACUGAACAACCCUCGCCUGUGGCCUGCAGACAAAUUUUUCCAGGCCAAGUACGAAGAACAGAAACAACGCCACAAAGAUUACGAUAAUGUCGAGUACAACCUCGAACCCAACAUCAAAACCUCGCCCGGCGGUUUGCGCGACAUUCACACCGCGCUAUGGAUCUGCAAGCGAAAGUUCAACACCACCGAUCCCGAAAAGCUGGUAGAACUCGGCGUGCUCAUGCCGACGGAGAAAAAAUGGCUGGUUGAGGGUAGACGUUUUAUCUGGUGGGUGCGUUUUGGUUUGCACCUGAUUGCCCAGCGCAAAGAAGACCGAUUGCAAUUCGCCCACCAGCGCGAACUUGCCCAACGAUUGGGUUUCGUUGACACCGAAACCCAGCGCGGGGUGGAACGCUUCAUGUACCACUACUAUCGGCAUGUACUGGCUCUGACAGAAGUGAAUGACAUUCUGAUACAGUAUUUUCAGGAAUCCACUAUUCCCCCGCGCAAGGUUCGCGAAGAACCCAUAAACGAAAGAUUUCAGCUGACUAACAGCUAUAUUGAAGCGCGCAGUGACGAUACAUUUCAGCAGACGCCUUCCGCCAUCCUCGAGAUGUUUGUGAUCAUGGCCAAUCGUCGUGAUAUUGCUGGCGUCCGCGCCCGCACCAUUCGCCAGAUCCGGGAAAACCUGCAUCUCAUCGACGACGAUUUUCGCGACAACCGUGCACAUCAGAAACUGUUUCUCGAUCUGUUAAAGGCACCCUACACACUGGUUUCUCAGCUGACCCGAAUGCGCAGAUACGGUGUGUUGGGGCGUUACAUACCUGAAUUUGGUCGCGUUAUCGGGCAGAUGCAGCACGAUCUUUUUCACAUCUAUACCGUCGAUGCGCACACCAUGAUGGUCAUUCGUAACAUGCGCCGAUUCCGCUACCGGGCCAGCAAACAGGCUUUUCCGGUGGCUUAUCAUGCGGUCCACACGCUGCCUAAGCUCGAACUUCUCUAUAUCGCAGGUAUUUUCCAUGAUAUCGGCAAAGGCAGAGGCGGCGACCAUUCCACGCUCGGGGCUGCUGAUGCGGAAAUUUUCUGCCGGCGCCACGACUUAAGUGUGACUGAUACACAACUGGUCUGCUGGCUUGUGGAGAAACACCUGUUCAUGUCUUCUGUUGCACAACGGGAAGAUAUUUACGAUCCGGAUGUGGUGUACAAAUUCUCCCUGGAAGUUAAAUCCGAAAUGCGGCUGGAUUACUUGUAUGCAUUGACUGUUGCCGACAUCAACGCCACCAACCCGACCUUAUGGAACAGUUGGCGCGCCACGCUCCUGCGCCACCUCUACAACGAAACCCGCAAACUCCUGCGUCGCGGCGUGGAAGCCUCAGCCGAUCGUGAGGAUGCGGUGGCCGCGUAUCAGGAACGUGCACUUGAGCGACUGAUCGAAGCCCACCCUGAUUUAGAUAAAGCGGAGGUCAGGAACGUCUGGGAAGACAUCGGUGAGGACUUUUUCCUGCGUCACACACCGCCGCAGAUUGCAACGCUGACCGAAGCGCUUGUACAACAUGAUCUGGCAGAUGGCGCUUUUGUUACCCUUCGCGACACCCACGGAGAUUCGCCUGGCGAAGGUGCUACCCGGGUGUAUAUUUACUGCAGGGAUCAGCGAGGUCUAUUUGCGACCUCUGUGCUGGCACUGAGUCACUUCGACCUGAACAUCGUGGACGCAACCGUUUCCACCGCAGAAACUGGCAACUGCUUUGAUACCUACACAAUAUUGACCAGUGACGGCGAGAGCCUGCCACGUGAGGGCCAGCUGCGCGAAAAGAUCGCCUCACGUCUGGUGCAGGCGAUUAACGACGACGCCAAGGGGCUGGAUCUACCCCGUCGUCGCCUGUCACGGCGAUUGCGGGAAUUGCCCCACCCCACAAGUGUCAGCAUUGUGCCCAACGCCACCGGAGACGCAUCAAUCAUGACCGUCAUCGCCAGUGACCGCCCUGGAUUACUGGCGACAAUAGGUUUGUUACUGGUAGAACUGAACAUAGAACUUCUCUCAGCAAAAAUCGCCACGUUGGGUGAACGCGUGGAGGACACUUUUGUGAUUCAGAACAGCGACUUCCAGCCUAUCGGCAAAGGAAUUGGGAUUGAAUCAACUGGGACAGGCUUAACCAUGACGUACAACCCGCACCUGAAAGACCUGCAACCUUAUCCGUUUGAGCGUUUACGCCAACUCACUCACGACAUUGAAGGUAAUCCAUCUUUCAGCCUCAUCCCGUUGACCCUGGGUGAACCAAAACAUGCCCCGCCGGAAUUUGUGGUGAAGGCUUUAACCGACCCGGAGAACAUGCGCCAGGCGUUAGGGACCUAUCCGCUGACCAAAGGCUCCAUUGAGCUUCGCACAGCGAUAGCCAGCUGGCUGCAAAAAAGAUUUACCGUAAACGUUGAUCCGGAAAUUGAAAUUCUACCGGUGAACGGCACCCGCGAAGGCUUAUUCGCUUUUGCUCAAGCGAUGUUAAGCGGUAAACCAGACAGCCUGGUUAUGAUGCCUAAUCCGUUUUAUCAGAUUUACGAAGGCGCAUCUCUGCUGGCUGGCGCCACCCCACUGCUUAUCGACAACCAGCCCUCAUUGGACUUCCAACAGGAUUUCGAACACAUCACAGAGGCCCAGUGGCAACAGACCGAACUUGUAUAUCUUUGCUCUCCCGGCAACCCGACCGGACAGAUCAUGCCGCAGGCACAGCAACAGGCUUUGAUCGAACGCGCACACAAGUACAACUUUGUGAUCGCAGCUGACGAGUGUUAUUCCGAGCUUUACUUUGAUGAAUCGCUGCCACCGGGCAGUUUACUCAGUGCCAGCAAGGCUAUGGGCAACCCGGACUUCAGCCGCUGCGUGGUGUUCCACAGUUUGUCUAAACGUUCCAACCUGCCGGGCUUGCGCAGUGGCUUUGUGGCCGGAGACAAAGCCCUGAUGUCAGCCUUUCUCGCCUAUCGUACGUACCACGGUUGCGCAAUGAGUGCACAUCAUCAGGCGGCGUCGACCCUGGCCUGGCAGGAUGAAGAUCAUGUUAUUGCUAAUCGGCGGCUAUACCAGGACAAAUUUGCUGCGGUCAGCAACAUUCUUGCCCCCCACUACACAAUGAAUAAACCGGAUGGCGCUUUUUACCACUGGCUUGCCACGCCAACCGACGACGGCGCGUUUACACGCGCGCUGCUGGAGAAAUUCAACGUCCUCGUCAUGCCGGGACAGUUCCUCGCGAGAUCAAAUAAUGGCCACAAUCCCGGCAGCGGCUUUGUCCGCGUGGCCUGGGUAGCGUUGUCAGCGCUGAUCUGUAGAAUACCGCGUCUUUUUACAGGAGACGUCCUCGACUGCCUGUUUCCUAACCCAGUGAUGCACCCGGAUGCCGCACUCACUGAUGUGUUGGCGGAAUUCAAGGCAGGCACGAGUAGCCUCACACCAGAGCAGGCUCACACGGCCAACAGCCGCUGUGAUGAGAAGCUGUUUCCACCUUCGAUGCUGGCAUCCGACCAGCCGUUAACCGCUGUUUGCCUGGCCGAUGACUCACCUAUUAACAGCACCGCAGAGGCCUAUCUGAAACUGCAUUUGCUGUCUCAUCGGCUGACCCGUCCGAACACACUCAACCUUGACAAUAUUUUUGCGCACCUGCCUAACCUGGCCUGGACCAGUGAAGGUCCAAUUGAAGUCAAUGGGCUGCAGGCGGCUUUGCUGGACGCCCGCCUUCAUGGCAGGCACCUGGAAGUAAUGAGUGUCGACAAGUUCCCAAAAAUGGUGAACUACGUUAUGCCGUCAGGCGUAAGGAUCGCAGAUGCCAGUCGUAUCAGACUCGGCGCCUACCUCGGUGAAGGCACCACUGUGAUGCACGAAGGUUUUGUAAAUUUUAAUGCCGGCGCCAUCGGACCUAACAUGGUUGAAGGUCGCAUCUCUCAGGGUGUGAUUAUUGACGAAGGCACUGACCUGGGUGGCAGCGCCAGCACCAUGGGUACGCUGUCCGGCGGUGGUGAAAUCACCAUCAGCCUCGGCAAGAACUGCUUAAUCGGCGCAAACGCCGGAACCGGCAUACCCUUAGGCGAUCGCUGCACCAUCGAAGCAGGUUUAUACAUCACCGCAGGCAGCGUGAUCAGUGUGGUAGAUGAACAUGGUGAGGCAGUACGCAAGGUUAAAGCCCGUGAACUUGCCGGCGGAUCGGAUCUGCUGUUUAUCCGCAAUUCUCAGACCGGCCAGGUGAUCUGCCGCACCAACCGCCAGGCGUCAGCUGCGGCUGUUUUGGAUCUGACCUGCGAACUGAUUGCAAAACAAUCGGUAACGCCCGCAGAUGACGGUUGCCAGGACAUCAUCGGCGCGCGGCUUGGCGCCCUUGGCUUCAAUCUGGAGCAGAUAGAUGCAAACGGCGUACGCAACCUGUGGGCCGUGCGAGGCAAUGGCUCUCCGCACCUGCUGUUUGCCGGCCAUACGGAUGUGGUGCCGCCCGGGCCGUUGGAUCAGUGGCACACGCCACCUUUCACACCAACCGUGAUCGACAACGUCUUAUACGGUCGCGGCGCUGCUGAUAUGAAAGCCAGUCUUGCCGCGAUGGUGGUGGCGACGGAGAACAUCCUGCAACAGCACCCGGAUAUGCCCGGCACCAUCAGCUUCCUGAUCACCAGUGACGAAGAGGGGGACGCGACUUAUGGCACAACCUACGCCAUACAGGCACUUAAAGCGCGAGGUAUUACACCCGACUACUGUGUGGUUGGUGAGCCCAGUUCCAGCUUACAGACAGGUGAUGUGGUGCGGUGUGGCCGCAGAGGGUCCCUGAACGGCAAAUUGCUUGUGCGUGGUAUUCAAGGCCAUGUUGCCUACCCUGCCGAUGCAGACAACCCGAUUCAUAAGGCACUUGGUGCACUUGCAGAACUGACCGAUAUUGUCUGGGACAACGGCAACGACUUUUAUCCGCCUACCAGCUUUGCUAUCUCGAACAUCAAUGCAGGCACGGGCGCGACAAACGUCAUUCCCGGCAAUCUGAGCGUGCUGUUUAACUUCCGCUUCAACACAACGCAAACAAGUCAUGGCCUGCAACAGGCGGUAGAGGCGCUGCUCGACAAGUACCACUUAGACUAUCAGUUAGACUGGGCUUUAUCUGGUGAGCCCUUCCUUACCCAGCCCGGCGCUCUGACAGGCGCAGUCACCGAAGCCGUGCAGGCGGAAAUGGGGUUUGCACCAGAGCUGUCAACUUCCGGCGGCACAUCGGACGGUCGUUUUAUCUCACCCUGGGGCUCACCUGGCAGCCACAGCGUCGAAGUGGUUGAACUCGGUCUACUGGUGUUUGUGCUUGCGGCGAUAGCCGCAGCUCCAGCAGGUCAGGGCGACCUGCUUGUCGAGGAUAAUCACCUCGGUCAGGUGAACUGGGACUUUCAUGUUGGCUCGUUGUUCAGAUUACAGCCGACCUAUCAAUGGACACUGACCCAAACCAACUGGCAAUUGGCAGGACUGGCUGGGGCGAGCUUCAGUGACGCUGAGAUCAAUAUUUCUGGUGAUGUCGAUGCUCAAGCUGUAAAUCAAUGGCUGGCGCCUUACGACAUCACUACCAGUGGGACCUUCAGUAUCUUGCCCACCCGGAUUCUGCUGCCGCACAACACCCCUCUACCCAGCGCAUUUGCAGGACAGAUAAACUGGACCGGUGGAUUGGUCCGCUACACACUGUCGGGACAGCUCAGCGAGGCAACGCUGCCACCUCUGGUCGCCUAUCUGGAUAUGAACGGGAAUAAUGAACCCCAGGCCACGGUUUUUGCCGAAAAUGAUCAGACGCCUUUGAUGAUCGCUACCCUCGGCGCCAAUGGAUUCGCUAAAGUAGGUGCUGAGCCGGCCAAGUGGCUGCUGAUCAUAGGUAUCGCUUAUACCCUGGCGACACUUGCCUGGUCGUUUUUUGAUACACCUAUCGCCCCCGUGACCGUUGCAGACUCAGACCUCGGCAAAAGUACAAGUGUACGUCCCGCAGCAAACGUCAACUGGAUCCUGGGCAAACAUCUGUUUGGUGAAGCCGGCGCUGCACCGGUGGUGACCAGUCGUGAUGCACCCGUCCAGCAAACGCGCCUCCCCCUCGAGCUACAGGGUGUAUUCAUGGCUGACGAAAAUCAGGCUUCCGCAGCCAUUGUUGCGCAAAGAGGUAAGCCCGGAAAACGCUACGUGGUUGGGGACACGCUGCCGGGCAAUGCAAAACUCGACGAAGUGUUCACCAAUCGUAUUAUUCUUGUCCGUGCCGGCGUGCGCGAGACGUUACCCUUUCCGAAAACAAAAACUGAAUUCAUCGCCGAAGAUUACCCCGACGAGAGCAUUGAUGGCUCGGCCUCAAGUAACAGCCCAGCAGACCUGAUCGACACGGCAAACGUUGCGACUGAACAGGAAGAGUCUGCACCUGAAGAAAUUGUCGAGCAGUAUCGGGAACGCCUUGCAGCAGACCCCGCUGCCGCGUUAAAUGACCUCGGUGUGGAGACCGUCGAUGGCGGCGGAUAUCGAAUUGGCAACCUGGCACAGAAUCCCCUGCUGAAAAACACGGGCCUGCAGGCCGGUGAUGUCAUACUGUCGGUAAACGGACAACCCGUUGGCGACAUUUCCCAGGACCAGCUGGAACUGGACAACAUCAUGGCGCAGGGCUCCGCACGAAUAGAAGUCCAACGCGGCACUGCGGUGCUGGCACAAGAACAGACCUGGCGUAUCACGACAAAAAACUCGGAUAUGCAUGAAUUUGUCGCGCAAGUGGCUGAAAUCACAGGCAAAACCUUUGUUCUGGACCCACGUCUGAAAGGCUCUGUAACGGUUAUCUCAGACGCGCCUAUGGAUAAAGACGGCGUCUAUGCGCUGUUUCUUAGUGUUCUUCGCUUACACAAUUUUACCGCGGUACCUUCCGGCGACGUGAUCCGAAUUCAACAGAACGCAACCGGCAAACAGGGCCCUGGCGUGCCGGGUGACCUGGGUUCGAUCGCACCGGAAGAACUGGUCACUCGAGUGGUUGCGGCGCAGAACGUUGAUUCCGCGGAACUGGUGAAAAUUUUACGCCCAUUGAUUCCCCAGUACGGCCACAUUGCCUCGGUCGCCCAGCCCAAUGUUGUCAUCAUCAGUGACCAUGCGGAUAACAUCGUUCGGUUGAAACGUCUGAUUCAGCAAAUCGACGUAUCCGAUGAAGAAGAGGUUGUCAUGGUACCGCUGAAAGAUGCCUGGGUAGGCACCGUGGUGGCCAUUCUGGAAAAGGUUGCACCCGAGCAGAUCGGGCGCAACGCCAAAGGACCACAACGUAUUCAGAUCAUCGCUAACGAACGCAACAAUUCCCUGGUUUUACGCGGUAAACCCCGACCCAUUGCUGAGGUUCUGAAACUCGUCGAAAAGCUUGAUCAGCCCACAACCACGACCGAUGCAACCCAGGUCAUUAUGUUGCGUCAUGCAGACGCGGUGAACGUGGCUAACAUUCUCGGCGGGGUCAUCAGCAGUCGCGCAAGCAAAGGCGAAGAAGGUGCAACCCAGGAAACCACCAUACAGGCUGAUGAAACCCUCAAUGCCAUUGUUGUCAGCGCAGACCCCGGGGCUAUGAACGAGUUGUUAGAGAUCGUCGAAAAGCUCGAUAUCAGACGUUCCCAGGUACUGAUUGAAGCGGCCAUUGUUGAGAUAACACUUGAUGACAGCCUGGACUACGGCGUAGAAAUGGCCGCUGCAGAUGGAUCCGGCGAGACAGUACCCCUGAUAACCACCAGCCUGCAGGGCGUGAUUUCCAGCCUGUUCAGCGAAUUGGUUGGCGAGGAUGGCAAUGUCGAUGCGCUACAAGCCCUGGCGAAUAUCACCAGCCCUACCCUUGCUGCAGCCAAGAUCGAUGUUGGCGCCAUUUCCUUUGGUGCGGUGAUCACCGCGCUGGCUACCAACUCGAGAGCCAAUUUACUGUCGACGCCCAGCAUCCUGACCCUGGACAAUCAGGAAGCGCACAUCCUGGUAGGUCGGGAAGUACCCUUUCGCACAGGCUCAUUUACCACCACUGGAGACGGCACCUCCAACCCGUUUACCACCGUCCAGCGCGAAGACGUUGGCGUUGAACUUACUGUGACACCCUACGUACACGACGAUUCCGCUGUACGUUUGGAUGUCAUCCAGCAGAUCACCAACGUGCUGGCAACGCCGGUCGGUGGUGAGGCGUUUGCUGACGUUGUUACCUCUAAACGCACCAUUGAAACAACAAUAUUGGCGGAAGAUCGUCAGACCAUUGUGCUCGGCGGUUUGAUACAGGACGACAUCACUGAAUCAGAAUCCAGGGUACCGGUGCUGGGCAGUAUUCCGGUGCUGGGCAACUUGUUCAGGUCACGCGGCAAAACCAACGCAAAAACCAAUCUACUGGUAUUUCUGCGCCCUACGAUCAUCCGCAGUAAAGAAGAGGCAAUCAGUGUUACCCAGGAUAAAUACAAAUCUGUCUGGGAAGUAGAAAUCAAUUCCGUUGAUCGCACGUUGGACGGCUUGUUCGAUGGCAGACGCCCAGAGGUCUCCACACCUAACUAG
Symbiodinium necroappetens is the source of this 9618-nucleotide messenger RNA. NCBI's taxonomy places the organism in Eukaryota, Dinophyceae, Suessiales, Symbiodiniaceae. The record is from the annotation of a GenBank genome assembly.